Molecule: messenger RNA, 3117 nt
Organism: Conger conger (European conger)
Lineage: Eukaryota; Metazoa; Chordata; Actinopteri; Anguilliformes; Congridae
Gene: rab35b
Product: RAB35, member RAS oncogene family b
Exons: 6
Coding region: 494-1099 (201 amino acids)
Biological process (GO): endocytic recycling
Cellular component (GO): endosome membrane; plasma membrane
Molecular function (GO): GTPase activity; GTP binding
Source: RefSeq, a predicted model, not a curated record
AUGGCUACAGGGGAAAAACAUGGUCAGAGAUCGUGCUCUGUUAAAUCAUAUGCAAAGCGGAAUUACUGCACUUUCCCCAAAAAUACUCUCACCGUGUAAAGUUACUAGUGUUCAGAUUCCGUCCUUGUUCCAUGCACAAUUUCCCUUUAGAAAAGAUGUGCAUGGCAAUGACGAGCGCUAGCUGGUAGUGGCAAAAUAUGUUUUGCGUGUGUUGCGCUUGCGUAGUGGACACGGGUCUCGUAGGGUUGGGUGCAGAGAUACUUCCAGAGAAGGAAGCGGAGUUUCCGGCUGUUUGCUGCGGAGAGGAAGGACUGCUGACACCGCGAAUCCCCUACGAAAAAGACGCCGGUUUGGGGGGGAAACACUCGGACACCCGGAGAAAUACGUCUUUCCCACACCGGGGGGGAGGGCUCACAGUCCGGACCAAGUGUUUAGGAGAGUGAGAGGGGACGAGCAACGGCGAAAAAGGCGGGGGAACCCACUAACUACCGGCAUGGCUAGGGACUACGAUUACCUCUUUAAGCUGCUCAUCAUCGGUGACAGCGGGGUGGGGAAGAGCAGUCUUCUACUGCGAUUUGCAGACAACACAUUUUCAGGUAGCUACAUUACCACGAUCGGGGUGGACUUCAAGAUCCGGACAGUGGAGAUCAACGGCGAGAAGGUGAAGCUGCAGAUCUGGGACACAGCGGGACAGGAGCGUUUCCGCACCAUCACAUCGACGUACUACAGGGGAACCCACGGGGUAAUUGUGGUUUAUGACGUAACCAGCGCCGAAUCAUUUGUCAACGUCAAGCGGUGGCUCCACGAGAUCAAUCAGAACUGUGACGACGUCUGUCGAAUAUUAGUGGGGAAUAAGAACGACGACCCCAGCUCCAAAGUGGUGGAGACCAACGACGCGCAGAAGUUCGCCGAGCAGAUGGGGAUCAGCCUCUUUGAGACCAGCGCAAAAGAAAAUCUCAACGUGGAGGAGAUGUUUAACUGUAUCACAGAGCUGGUGCUGAGGGCUAAAAAAGAGGUCCUGGCCAAGCAGCAACAGCAGCAACAGAACGACGUGGUGAAGCUGACCAAGGGCUCCAAACGGAAGAAAAAAUGCUGCUAGCGAAACUGACAAGUGAAGAGAAAAAACGAACACCACCACAUAACAAAACAACAGACAAAACCACACGGGGAAUAAGACUCCAGCAAACUCAUUUAAGAGAAGAUGAAGAUUUAUUAAUGAAAUUACCACAAAUAAAAUGGAAAAAAAUAUAUUAAAUAAAAUGUCCCUUUUGGACAAAAUGAAUCAUAAAGACUUAAAAAAUAAUGUACAGAUUUUAUCAGAGGGAGUUUUAUUUGGAAUUGAGCGGUUAUGUGACAAUAUUUAAUAUAGUCCUUCUAGGUUGAGAAGGAACAGAAAGCUCACUGCCACCGCAGUGCUCAGAUUUAUAUAUGAAAUAUAAAUAUUCCUUUGCAUCAGUAUAUAUAUUUUCUCCUUCCACAUCACAUGGGACUUUUAGGAAUCAAGUGAAACUGCACCUGGAAAGGAGAACAGUUGUCUUGUUUUAAAGUUGUUGUUUUUUUGUUUUUUUUUCUCUUUUUUUUGUUUUUUUUUGUAUUAUUAUUUUUUUUUAGAAAAGGGGAUGCUAGAAUUAAUGGGUUGGGCUUAAUUAAUUUUAAUUUUAUUUUAAUUUUUGGUUGAGUUGGGUGUGUGGCGGGGGUUCCAUUUUUUUUCAUUUCCAAACUUAAGAAGCCUGCAUUUACCAUUACUUUAGUUCAAUGCCAACAAAUCAUGAACAUGAUUUCUUUUUAUUAAUCUGAGAAAAAUGACCAGAGCAAUGAUUUGAAUUUGAACAUUUUUCAGUUGGAAAGAACCCGUGACCUUCAUCUUCUGUUUUUUAAAUUGACAUUUUAUCAUCUCUCUUCUCCAUUUUGCCAAGCCUCUUCGACUCCCCCUCUACCUCCAGUAAAAAGACAUCAUGGCACUAUUACGUUUCUCAUCACCCGCCUGUGCUUUUCAGUAAAUGCAAAAGCAACCAGCCACAAACUUGGACUGUACAACAUUUGCCAUACUCUGCAGUCUUACUGUGAUGAGCCUUUUCUUCAAACUUUUUUUUUUUUUUUUAAUAUAUGUUUUUUUUUUACUAAUGAUAGUACCAUCAUGGCAGAAAGUUCUGAAAUCGUCUGCACAGGAAGCCCUGUGGCCCUGGUGCCGUUGUGCAGGAAGUGGCCCUUCUGGCUCCUGCCCCACGGGCUCCUGCCUUCCCUGGUGUCUUAACGUGCCCAUCUGCCAUCCUGUCCAGCGGUGAGCGGCCCUCAGACCCCGGUACCACGGGGCCUGGUUUGGAGGGGCACACUCCGGCCCUCUCAUACACUCCCCUGUACACAGCUGUGCCGGGCGCUCAACACCCAGGCCGUUUGCUCCUUGGCUGGAUGUGCGGACGGUGCUAACACCAGGGAGGGCGUGCCAAACCCAACGGACAACAGAACAGAGACGGCGAAAGGUUUGUGUCUGACCUGAAGCUCCUGGGGUCUUAUUUUUGGUCAAUUGUUUUCCACAAGGAUUCGUCAGACCCCCGUUGUGUGGAAUCACUCCCUCACCUCACUCGUCCUCUUCACACAAGGUUGUAUCGCUCUCCCUUAAGAUCGGGAGACCGCAGCUGUGGGGAGAGAUGCAACCGCACUUGAUGGGAAUAGUUACUGUCCUUCUGUCCAACCAGCAGUGUGCACCGUACCUGUCCGUCACUGCAAAGGCAGGGUGACUGGGCGGGGCUUGGCUGGUUCAGAGCAGCACGUGCAUUCAAUACCACAGCUUCUCACCGACCUGGCUCGUCAGGAGCUGAAGGGAUCCUUUUCAUUUCUAUUAAUAUGUGUAUGUAUAUAUAAAUAUAUUUGUGUAUGUGUGUAUAUUUAAUAUAUAGGUAUAUACAUACAUAUUUGACACACACAUAUAUAAACAUGCAUGUACAUGUAGGAUGCUAUUGUGUACAUGCUUGUGCGUCUGUGUGUGUAUUGGUUGAACCAUUCUUUCUCAGCUGUGGUUUUGCUGUACACUGGAGAACUAAGAUGUAUUAUUCUUUAUUUCCCUUUAUGAAUUAAAUCGAUAAUAAACAUUUUAAAAGAAUUAACAUUUGACACGGA